AUAGACGACAACGAAGUAAAUUUAAACGACAAAAACAACAACAACAACAACAACAACAACAAUGAUGAUGACAGUUACACCUCAACAGCUUGAAUAUUCAACCAUAUGAACGAUUUAUUAUGUUAAGGCUUUAAACAACAGUAUCCGGCUUGCAGAUGAUUCACUUUGCAAUUGUAAGUCGCAGCACAGAUGGACUUGCUCUGGUGGCCAACUCGGACAGUCCCCUGGUGUCCAUGCAUCCUGGACUGGAAGAUGCCCAAAGAAAAAUAAAGUUACUCUCUAGAAUAUCUGCCCGCUUCCCAGACAGAUGCAGUCUGUACUGUGGCUCCUAUGUUAUACAUUUCAUUACAGCGCUAGAUCUGACCCUGCUGGUGCUGUGUGAUGUGACCUACCCGCAGGUGCUCGCCUUCUCGUUCCUCUCCGAUCUGCAGAAGGAGUUCCUCGUGUUCUUUGACAAGCAGAAAGUCUUGACUGUUCAGAGACCAUACUCACUUAUUGACUUUGAUAUUCCUCUGCAGAGACUCAAACACAGAUAUAACAACCCACGGUCAUUAAAUACAAAAGUGAAUCUACAGGUACUCAGUGAGGAAUUGCGUCUGCGACCUCCAUACGUUCUGUGUGAAGAAGAGCUCAGACCAGGUUAUGGGCAGAGGUCAAAUAAUGAGGUCACGACAACGGCAGCCUCGCCAUUCAUGCGUUACCUCCCUUUGCACUUUGUCGGGAUUGUCUCCCUUUCAUUGAGCUGCUUCUGCGCCCUGUUGAACUUCACCAGAGCGGUCCACAUCAUCAACGACACUCAUGCUCACAUUGGCCAGGAAUUUGAUACGGAACAUUACCAAACAGGGGCCACAUUUUUCGUUUGCUGUUUCUUGUCAUUAUAUCAGUCGUAUCUUAUAUGCUACCCGCACAAGAGACGAAAGGCCCUGGCGUGUGCAACGCUAGGAAGUAUAUGUGUGUGUCAGCUGUACCUUUAUGAGCAUCGAAGCAUCUUUGGGCUAAUUUUCCAUGUCACGGUUGCAUGCUACGGAACUUUUGUCAUCAUCACGCGCCAGAUGCAGUCUAAAUUGCCACAGUAUACUUUAUGAUAGCUUCGCUAGAGAGUUUUGUACGAUAUGUGACAUUGUUUUAAGUUCACCUCAGCAAAAAGUGCUCAAGGUGAGUGAUUGUAGUCAGUAAAUAUCCAGGGAAGUGUGUUUGAAUUUAAAGCUUUUUACCAUUUUAGAUACCACAUUUUUGUGUAAAUCUUGAUCAAACAUAAUCAGAAUGUUAUCUCAAUAUUAUCUACUCAAAGUUUGGAUCUUAGUUAAGUGGGGAAAAAACUAUGUUAUCAUGUCAUAUCUUAGGAAAACCUUGUUACCACUCUAGAGGUCACAUAUAAUACAGAAUUCUUAUGAAACUUACCCAGAAUAUUUAUCUUGACAAUAUAUAUCCCGGUACCUUGGUCAGGUUUGAAUCUGUAUCGACCAUCGCAAAUAUAAAGCCAAGAGUGUAAAACUUCGAAUAAAGUGGUCAGAAUGUCUCAUCUGAGAAUAAUUAUCUAGGUCAAGGUCAAUCUGGGUCCAAAAGGUCAAAAUCUAAGUGAAUCAAUAAAAUCUUGUAAAGACCUGGUCAUGAUUCUAGAAGCAACGUUUAUGACUCAAUAUUGAUGAGACUUGGUCAAAAUGUUUAUCUUGACAAUAUCCAAGCCAGCUUUUAAUCUGUGUCAAGAGGUAUCAAAAGCUAGGUCAACAGGUCAAAUCGUAGAAAAACCUUGGUACUACUCUGGAUGCCACAUAUAUGGCUCAAUCUGGAUGACUGUUUUUUGCAAUGUUUAUCUUGUCAAUAUAUAUCCCCAGAACUAUGGUCAUGUUUGAAUCUGAAUCAUGUGGGGUCAUAACUAAGUCAUCAGGUUCAAGCUAAGAAAAAACCUCAUAAACACCCUUAACAUAGCCUGAAUGUCCUUCUUAAACAUACUUUGGCCAAGUUUAAACCAAGGUCUCAUGAGGUGAAAUACAAGAUCGUUAGAUCAAAUCUUUGACAAUUGACAAUUUUUUACCUUGAUUGUCCUUUUGUACAUAUUUUAUUCUUGGUGUUUUGCUAUUGUAGCCAAAUGUAUAUAAA
Dreissena polymorpha is the source of this 2100-nucleotide messenger RNA. RefSeq names its product vesicle-trafficking protein SEC22a-like. Bases 156 to 1085 code for a protein of 309 amino acids. Gene Ontology annotation, biological process: endoplasmic reticulum to Golgi vesicle-mediated transport. NCBI's taxonomy places the organism in Eukaryota, Metazoa, Mollusca, Bivalvia, Myida, Dreissenidae. The record is from RefSeq and is a predicted model, not a curated record. The transcript has 7 exons.